GGCCGCGUCGGCGAGGAGAUCUUAGCAGCCAGAGCCAGCCAACAAACAGCGAUCGAUGGCGGCCGUGCCGUGGGCGGCGGCGAGGAGGUCGAUGCAGGAGGCCGCCGCCGCCGGCGGCGCCGUGUCGUACGCGCAGGCGCAGCAGGGGCCGCGGUCCGCGGGGAGGUCGGUCGAGACGCUGGUGGUGAUCGUCGCGGCGAUCGUGCUAGUCGCGGUGCUCGCGGGCGUCGUCGCGCGGGCGUGCGGGGGGCGGCACGUGGCGCCGAGCGGGGACCGCGACGUCGAGGGGUGGGUGGAGCGGCGGUGCCGGAGCUGCCUCGACAGCGGGCUGCCGCCGGCGACGGCCCAUCAGCCGCAGGGGUCAUCGAAGGCCACUGAAGCCAAAUAGUGGUCUGUCAGGUGCUGCAUUGUGUGUCGAAUUCUUGUAGCUGUAGGCUAGCAGUAGCUUGGUAUACGGAGUAAUUAGCGUAUUGACGUUUGAAUAGUAUGAUUAUGUAGCAAUCUGAAUGCUGAAAUACCUGCUCUUUUGUCUGGUAGUAGUAUACUAUUUACGGUAAAGGCU
Messenger RNA from Oryza brachyantha (malo sina), 562 nucleotides. RefSeq lists its product as uncharacterized. The transcript has a single exon. The record is from RefSeq and is a predicted model, not a curated record. Lineage: Eukaryota; Viridiplantae; Streptophyta; Magnoliopsida; Poales; Poaceae. Bases 56 to 388 code for a protein of 110 amino acids.